Messenger RNA from Sorex fumeus (smoky shrew), 2581 nucleotides. RefSeq names its product nucleoporin 62 (gene NUP62). The coding region runs from base 265 to 1815 and encodes 516 amino acids. Gene Ontology annotation, cellular component: nuclear pore; nuclear pore central transport channel. NCBI's taxonomy places the organism in Eukaryota, Metazoa, Chordata, Mammalia, Eulipotyphla, Soricidae. The transcript has 2 exons. The record is from RefSeq and is a predicted model, not a curated record. Gene Ontology annotation, molecular function: structural constituent of nuclear pore; phospholipid binding. Gene Ontology annotation, biological process: RNA export from nucleus; protein import into nucleus.
CGCCGGCGCGACCGUGAUCCCUCACUCCCGUCUCCCCACCCCCUCUCAAGCCCGCUCGUGAGGGCGGCGAGCUUCGAAAGGGCGGGAAAGGCGGUUGGAAAAGGCGGCCCGAGCGGUUACUCACUCCAUGGCUACGCAAAGAAGAGGCGGCGGCGGCCUCGGCUGAAAGGGGAAGGCGGUAGUAGAGGAGCGCAGACGCGGUCGCAGACGCCGGUGGAUCUGCUUUGGGAGCCUGAAUAGCUGCUGCCACCAGAGUCUGGAGCCAUGAGCGGGUUUAACUUUGGAGCCGCGGGGGCCCCAACAGGCGGGUUCACUUUUGGCACUUCAAAGACGGCGACGACCACCCCUGCUACAGGGUUUUCUUUCUCCACGACCGGCACUGGCGGGUUUAAUUUUGGGACCCCCUCCCAGCCAGCUGCAAGUACCCCUUCCACCAGCUUGUUCUCACUCACCUCCCAGACUCCAGCAGCCCAGAACUCGGGGUUCAGUUUUGGAACUUCGACCCCCGCAUCGGGAGGAUCUGGCUUCUCCUUGGGCGUCAGCAUUCCAAAGCUGAGCUUGAGCCAUGCAACGGCCACCCCCACCACGGCCACCACUGGCGGCUUCGGGCUGAGUGGCAGCACCCUCACCAAUGCCAUCUCCAGCACCACCACCUCCAGCCAGGGUCCAGCGCCCACUGGCUUCGUGUUCAGCUCCGCUGCGACCACGUCCGCCGCCCCCUCCAGCACACCCGGAGGCUUCUCAUUCACAGGUGGAGGCUCGUCCCAGACCGCGUCCUCUGGUUUCACUCUUGGCUCCUUGGGGAGCACAACCCAACCUACAACACUUGCCACACUGCCCUUCACUUCAACCACACCAGCAGCGGCCACAGCAGUGGGGACCACACAGCCUGCUGUUCCCACCCUUGCCGCUGCCAGCACCAGUGCCGGAACUACGCUCUUUGCUGCCAUAGCCACGGCUCCAGCCCCAGCCACCACCAGCAGCAGCACGCUCUCCCUUGGCACCGCGACCUCAGCUGGGACUCCCAGCGCCGCAACACAGGGCUUUAGCGUGAAGACCCCUGGAGUCAGUUCCGUGGCCUCCACAACAGCAUCCACCACCACAGCCACCACCACCACUGCUGGCAGCACCUUUCCCCUGAAGUCAGGAGCACCAGCUGGCCUCUCUGGCAGUUUGCAGGCCCUGCCAAGCUCCAGCUCAGCCGCGGGAGUGUCAGCCAGUCCCGUGAUGACCUAUGCGCAACUGGAGAGCCUGAUCAAUAAGUGGAGCCUGGAGCUAGAGGACCAGGAGCGCCACUUCCUGCAGCAGGCCACACAGGUCAAUGCCUGGGAUCGCACGUUGAUCGAGAAUGGUGAGAAGAUCACCACCCUGCACCGCGAGGUGGAGAAGGUGAAGUUGGACCAGAAGCGGCUGGACCAGGAGCUUGACUUCAUCCUCUCGCAGCAGAAGGAGUUGGAAGACCUGCUGAGCCCACUGGAGGAGUCGGUGAAGGAGCAGAGCGGGACCGUGUACCUGCAGCACGCCGACGAGGAGCGUGAGAAAACCUACAAGCUGGCAGAGAACAUCGACGCGCAGCUGAAGCGCAUGGCCCAGGACCUCAAGGACAUCAUUGAGCACCUGAACACGUCCGGGGGACCCGCCGACACCAGCGACCCACUGCAGCAGAUCUGCAAGAUCCUCAAUGCUCACAUGGAUUCACUGCAAUGGAUUGACCAGAACUCAGCGCUGCUGCAGAGGAAGGUGGAGGAGGUGACCAAGGUGUGCGAGGGGCGGCGCAAGGAGCAGGAGCGCAGCUUCCGGAUCACGUUUGACUGAGCUGGGCUGUGGGGGCGGGAGGGUCCGGGUUCACUGGCAAUGAAAUUUUUGUUUGUUCUUCCUUUCCAAUGGUCGUGUUGUGAGAACGCUCCUGUGUGUGUGUCUUCGCAUCAGCAGUCUCUGGUACAAUCGACCUUUCCAUCUGCUCCUCGCACACUCCUCUCUGGCCAUCUGUUGGCAGCCGCUCUGCCCAGCGCACUGCAGAGAAACCAAGGCUCAAGGGUGUUGGCAGUGAGCGAGACUUUCCCAUCAGCACCCAGGUGGACUGCAAAUCACGUGCAAAGAUAGAGAAUCACAGAGUAGGUGGGAGGUCAAGUGAGGGACUGAACCAGGGUGCGGCAGGGCUCAGGUGAGCCGGAAAACCUCUCCUGGCCUCUUCCUAGCUGCCACCUCCUGCAGACCUGUCUCACCUCCUCGAGGAAGCCCUUUCUGCUGCCCUAAAGCUGGGUCACGUUGCUGUUCUGAGCUGGCCCCUUAAAUUAACACUUGCCACACUCUGGUCGCGCGGGCCUCAACAUUAAAUAAGGAACCCUAUGGGUGGGGACAUUUCUGUUCCCUCUUAAUCCUUGGCAACAGUACCUCUCACUUAGAAAAGACUCACAUGAUACUAACCAAUUUGUGAAAUAGCUACAACUCCAGAGUCUACAGACUCCAUCUGAGCUUCCCACGCCAUGGCACGACUGGUGCACCCCGAGUGUCCUGUGUUAGCAUCUAUAUGCUCAGCUGCACUCACAUACCCAGAACUUGGUAUCACUUUCUUAAAUAA